Messenger RNA from Drosophila melanogaster (fruit fly), 1528 nucleotides. It is a transcript of the gene St2, whose product is annotated as sulfotransferase 2. The transcript is spliced from 2 exons. NCBI's taxonomy places the organism in Eukaryota, Metazoa, Arthropoda, Insecta, Diptera, Drosophilidae. The coding region runs from base 29 to 979 and encodes 316 amino acids. The record is from RefSeq and is marked reviewed. Gene Ontology annotation, molecular function: sulfotransferase activity.
GCCAAAGCAGUUGAAAGAUACAGGAGCCAUGCAGCUAAUUUAUCGUGAACUCGAGGAGGACAUACUUCGACGCACUAAUGCAGUCUUUCCGGUACAAAAUUGCUUUGUUGAGGUCCUCCCCGAUCAGUUUAUCAUUCCCAGAAAGUACGUGGAGCUGGGCGAAUCGAUUCGAUCGCUUCCCGUUUACCAGGACGACGUAUGGAUGGUGUCCUAUCCACGAACCGGAUCGACGUGGGCCCAGGAGAUGGUCUGGCUGCUGGGUCACCAAUUGGAUUACGUGGCCGCUGAGCAAGAUUUAAGAUUGCGAUCUCCGCUCAUUGAACUAUCCGCUUUGUUUAGCAUCGAUCAUCACGAGACGGUGGCCCAAAAGUUUGGCAAUACCGUGGAUCUGGUUCGCAAUCUGCCACGCCCACGUUUUGCACGCUCCCACCUGCCGUGGCCUUUGCUACCCGAGCAAUUUGAGACGGUAAAGCCGAGGAUCGUGUAUACUGCUCGAAAUCCCAAGGAUCUUUGCGUCUCGUACUAUCACUACUUCAAGUUGCUGCACGGCAUGAAUGGGGACUUUGAGCAAUUCGUGGAUCUCUUCCUGGAGGGGCACACACCGAUGGGAUCCUAUUGGCGGCACGUCCUGCCCUUUUGGAAACGUAGCCAGGAUGAUAAUGUGCUGUUCAUCAAGUACGAGGACAUGGUCAAGGAUCUGCCCAGUGUAGUUCGCCGCUGUGCCAGAUUCCUGGGCGUUCAAAGUCUCCUCGAUGUGAGCACUUUGCAGAAAUUGUGCGAUCACCUCACAUUCGACAAGAUGCGGGCGAACAAGGCGGUGAAUCUGGAGAAGCUGCUCCCGGAAUCAUCUUCCAAGUUCAUACGCAAUGGCAAGAUCGGGGAUUGGCGCAAUCACAUGGGCAAUGAGAUGUCGGAACGCUUUGAUGAAUGGACCGAGAGACAUAUGCGUGGUUCUGGAUUAAACUUUGACUACGUGUGAAAAACCCCACUUGCUAAUAAUAUUUUUUGUGUUAAAAUAUUUUAAUAAACUUAAUUGGAUUAUGGGCGUAUAAAAUACGUUUAUGGAGGCGAUGAAUAGUUAUAAAAAGACUUAUUGGUUACUUAUCCGUAAAUUAAAUUAAAUUACCAAUUUUUUUUAAUUUCUUGUCUUUAAAAACUUUUUUUCCACUUUUUAUCAACAUUUAAGCUUUCAAAAACAUAAAAACAUAAAAUUAACAAGGUUUGUGUUUAAAUCUGAGACCACCAGUCUUUUCUAAACUGCUCUUGCGAACACUACAACCAUCAGAGAUUCAAGAUUCAGUUCUCUACAACUCUAAGCGAAUCAAAAUUUCUUAAAAUUAUUGUUGGAAACGAGGUAUUUAUGAACAAGGAAACAAUCGAAGAAGCCCAUAAUCGUAUAAAACUAUAAUUAUAAGGUUAGAUAAUUGCAAUUUAAAAACUUCCUGGAUAGAUAUUCUUUCUUGGAAUAUAUGAAAGUAAAUUUUAGUGAUAAAUUUCACAUUAAGAAAUUAUUCUCUUUAAUUCGAAU